Messenger RNA from Cylicostephanus goldi, 1070 nucleotides. The record is from the annotation of a GenBank genome assembly. NCBI's taxonomy places the organism in Eukaryota, Metazoa, Nematoda, Chromadorea, Rhabditida, Strongylidae.
ACCGUGCUUGAGCAGUCCCCGGCUAUUGAUGUGGUGGCCAUUGGAUUAAUUAGUGGUCAAAUAUUCUUACAUAAUAUUCGGCUUGAUGAAACAAUAUGCAAGUUUCGUCACGAAAGCUCAAUCACAGCGAUAGGAUUCAGAACUGGUGAAGAACCUUUCAUGACCAGCGCUGAUAUCACCGGAGAAAUGGUGGUGUGGAAUUUGGAAAAACGCCAGAUGAUUGGCAAAAUCUCGAAUGCGCAUCGUGCUGCGGUUACCGAAUUGUAUUUUAUGCCUGGUGAACCGGUUAUGGUUUCUGUAUCCGCUGACAACUCCAUUCGUACCUGGGUUCUAGACGGUGUAGACGGAAUGCCCCGUCAGUUGGUGAUCCUUGAAGGACACGCAAAUGCUGUCACUGCUAUUUACUUCAACGGAAAACAGGAGGUACAUCAACAAAGUAUGAUUAUUUAUCUACCGCUGCAGGUCAUCUCUUCUGGCCUUGAUGGCUCCGUUCGCAAGUACAUGGUCAAUGUUGAGACUAUGAGACAGAAAUUGGGAAGUGCGGGAACUAUCUCCAGGGCCUUGGCAAAAAAGAGGCAUAUCCUAUUAAAAGCAAUUGAAGUGGAACCAGUAAUCGACAUGGCAAUCGGCUGGAGUAGAGAAGCCGCUUGGGACAAUGUUCUAUGCAGACAUAAGGAUUCCCUUCUUGUGACGACUUGGACUACAAGAAAAAAUUCUUUGGGAACACAUAAGGUUGGUGCAGGUGAUGAAGUUUUGGUGUGGUCUGGAUUAGUGCAUGAGCGAUUUUCCAAGAAUACCGCGCUACUCAAAGCCAUAGCCACUGCUAUCUCACUUUCACCUUGUGGCAACUUUGCUUUCAUAGGAUAUUCUACAGGCCAUAUUGAUCAGUUCAAUGUGCAAAGUGGUCGCUUUCUGAAAACAUUCGUCAGUCCCGUGAAAGAUGAUUCACAGUUCCAAGGGAACGAAAAAUCUGAAGUGAGCUCUUCAUUUGUCGUUAUUUCACUUCUCGUGGCGCUACCCAACUUUCAUAGUUGUCCUCCGCAUCACACUGAUUCUAACACACUCUGAAG